AUGAGAAGAACCUCUGGGAAAAAAGAUUUGACUGAUAACGACAAAAGAGCCAUCGUUGUGGGUCGUCAAAAUGGACUGACCAUGAUGACGUUGGCAGGAAUGUUCGGCGUGACAGAGGCGUGCAUUUCUCAGUUCCUAAAGCGUUGGAAAGCUCAAGAUGGCUUUACUAAGAGCCAACACACUGGCAGACCACGUGUCACUGAUCGUAAUGACGAUAGAAACAUUUUGAAGACGUCUAGAACCGAUCCAAGACUCACCGUCCUUGCGAUCAGACGGGAAGUUUGCUGGAAUUCGCCAUCUCCGCCAUCCGUCUCGACCGUGAAACGACGUCUGAAUGCUGCUGGAAUCAUGGGACGUGCAGUGAAAAAACCGCUGAUUUCUGAAAAGAAUCGAUUCGCCAGGGUGAAGUGGGCGAAGGAGCAUCUCAACUGGACCCGUCAAGACUGGAACAAGAUUCUGUCGUCCGACGAAAGCAAGUUCCUCCUCUUCGGAAAUGACGAAAUUCAGUGA
Molecule: messenger RNA, 510 nt
Organism: Caenorhabditis auriculariae
Lineage: Eukaryota; Metazoa; Nematoda; Chromadorea; Rhabditida; Rhabditidae
Source: the annotation of a GenBank genome assembly